Hylaeus anthracinus is the source of this 999-nucleotide messenger RNA. RefSeq lists its product as uncharacterized. The transcript is spliced from 4 exons. NCBI's taxonomy places the organism in Eukaryota, Metazoa, Arthropoda, Insecta, Hymenoptera, Colletidae. The coding region runs from base 270 to 884 and encodes 204 amino acids. The record is from RefSeq and is a predicted model, not a curated record.
GGAGGACGUCGCGACGCACUCCGUCGCAGCCACCCUGACGGGGAACGGACGUCCGUGUGCUACGUAGACGUGCGCCGAUAAACGACGGAGUCUCGACCAGCGGCGACCAAACGAACAGGCACGUGUGUUUCAACGAAUCGAAGCAGAGACAAGGAACAACACGCCACUGUAUUCAAACUACGAAUCGUUUCACGCGAGUAGAAACGUAGAGCGAACACGAAACCGAUAUCGAACGAGAAACUAUUUAAACGAGACAUUAACGUAGGAAAAUGUUACACAGCGUUGUAAUUUUGAUCUUUACCUUCGUGUCGUGUCAAGGUGUACCUUUAACCGAUCUGAAGAAUGCACUGAAACAGAAUGAGUUAGAUGCUGUAAUCACAACUGCGUGUUCACACAACGAAGACUGCUGGGAAUGGAUACCUGUACAACAAGUUCCAGAAAACAUUGCUAUCGUACCAGAAGAAAUACCAUUACCUAGAAUACAAAUUCGAAGAGAAGCAUCGAAUAUGGACCCAAAUACAAUAAUAGAGUCGUGGAGCGGUAAUGUUCCAACAGCGGAUAAGAGAGUUCAAUUGUCAACAGUUACGAAAAAAAGUGGAAACGAAAUGUCGAAGAAGGAUUUAGCUCGUAGCAGAGGAGCUGCUGGAAUGCCCUUUUCCGUUUUAUAUAUGAAUCAACACAGCCUUCGGAAUAACUAUGCCAGUGGCACACCGCACCAGCAGCAGCAGCAGGUGGAAAAAACAGCUGAAACUUCGGUACAAUCUGUAAGUAAUCCUAAUUAUCGGAUCGCGUUACGCAACGGAGCUCCACCGCAUCCAAGAAGACAUUAUUCUAUAAUACCGCAGUUGUUUAUAUCGUAUGGACUGGGUCCAUUUGGUAAUUGAAGAAAACUAAUUACUCGAAAUAUUGAUCUCGUAAUUUUGGUACAUAAACUAUAUCAACAGAAAUUUUGAGUUCUAGAUAAUUUUACAUAAGUCGCAUAUUCUGAUAAAACCUAGA